GUAAUAAUCCCAAAAACAAAGACGAACAUAACGCUGCAAGGACAAGGCAUGGAGUCCACCGCAAUAGUGUGGAACGGCACCGCCAAUUCCUCCGGCGGAACCUUCUACAGCGCGUCCGCAUCUGUGUUCGGAGAUAACUUCAUUGCGAAGAACAUAAGCUUUAUGAAUGUUGCACCAAUCGCGAAGCCCGGGGAUAUGGGAGCUCCGGCGGUGGCGAUAAGGGUGGCCGGCGACCAGGCGGCGUUCUGGGGUUGCGGGUUCUUUGGAGCUCAGGAUACUCUUCAUGAUGAUGCAGGGAGGCAUUAUUUCAAGGAAUGUUACAUACAAGGUUCCAUUGAUUUCAUUUUUGGGGAUGCAAGGUCACUUUAUGAGGUAACAAAUGCCUUCUUCAUUAACAUUAAGUUCCUGAAUCAUAUCCUCAUCCGACCAAAGCAUUCUGCAACCUUCUCGAAGUGCCAUGUGGCAUUUAAGACUACAAGCCUCCAAUGGUACAAAUUUUUCGGUCUAACAUAG
Molecule: messenger RNA, 513 nt
Organism: Phalaenopsis equestris
Lineage: Eukaryota; Viridiplantae; Streptophyta; Magnoliopsida; Asparagales; Orchidaceae
Product: probable pectinesterase 8
Exons: 2
Coding region: 49-513 (154 amino acids)
Biological process (GO): cell wall modification
Molecular function (GO): pectinesterase activity
Source: RefSeq, a predicted model, not a curated record